Molecule: messenger RNA, 260 nt
Organism: Meloidogyne enterolobii
Lineage: Eukaryota; Metazoa; Nematoda; Chromadorea; Rhabditida; Meloidogynidae
Source: the annotation of a GenBank genome assembly
UUUUAAAAGAAAAUGUGUGUCUUUAACAUAAAAUCCUCCAAAAAAAAAGAUUUUCCUGUCCCCAAAAUGCUUUUUCCCUUUUGUCGCACGCAAAAAAAAGACGGCUUUUCUUUUCUGCUGUAUUUUCUGUUUUCUCUCGUUUCUCUGUCCUUUUUUCUCUGCGUGAAAUUGGAUCCGGUAGGUUUCCGGAAAAGUAAAAGUAGUUAAAUGGAUUAUUGCUUUUAUAGGAGAAAAAUGUGUGGGGGAGAAAAAUGUGUGGG